Molecule: messenger RNA, 2124 nt
Organism: Drosophila obscura
Lineage: Eukaryota; Metazoa; Arthropoda; Insecta; Diptera; Drosophilidae
Exons: 3
Coding region: 122-1675 (517 amino acids)
Biological process (GO): proteolysis
Molecular function (GO): serine-type endopeptidase activity
Source: RefSeq, a predicted model, not a curated record
CAGCAGCAGCGGAAGCAGCAAAAACAAGAACAAUAGCAACAAUCGAUCGGAACAAUAACGAACGUUCUAAAUAGCAACAACAACAAUCGGUGCAAAUAGAGCGACCGCCCCGCGCCGAGCAAUGGUACAUCGAGGGAAAUCUGGCACAUUCGCAGCGAUGCUGAGCUUGGCCAGCCUCUGCCUCGGCCUCUGCCUCUGCCUCUGCCUGGGUCGCUGCGACGCCUACUUUAGCUUGGAGAUUGGCGAUCCCUGUCCCACCGUGGGCUACCGCAGUCGUUGCCAGUCGGCUGAGGCUGAGUGCGGCACGCUGGCAUCGCACAUCCAGGUGGGACACCUGACGCCCCAGACGAUUGCGGGCUGUGGAUUCACCAGUCGCGGCGAGAAGAUCUGCUGCCCACUCGAGAAUGCCUCAAACAUGGACGUUCGCAUCGAUUCCAACGAAUCCACAACGACAACGACAACGACAACAACAACCACAACGACAAGCACAACAACAACCACUCAGAUACCCACAACGACGUCCACAACGACAGAAGCGCCUGGGGCCGAUGGCUGGCUGAAUAUUUUCCAAACGGAUCACGAGUUCCUGCAGCGCUCGAUAGAGCCCACCCGGCGUCCGGCGCGUGACAGCUUCGUGUAUCCGGACACCAGGGAGGGGGCGGAGUGCAGGGCCCCGCUGUACGAGGGCGAGUGCCGGGCCGUGUCCGCCUGCCCCAGCGUGGAGCCGCUGCUGGCGCAGGGACGACUGCGCGACGAGGACUUCAUGACGUGCCGUGACGGAGCCAGGGAGGAGAUCAUCUGCUGCCCCCUCAAUCUGCCGCUGCAGCCGCGCGGCCAGGUGAAGACCGCCACCCGCCUGGGUGUACCCCCACUGCCCACGCGAGCUCCGGUGCCCAAGGAGAUCGAUAUCCAAGAGGUAGCCGCCAUUGCCAGGGCCGACGCCCUGCUGCCCCACUACCGCCACCUGGGGGCCCUGGCCCACCACAAUGCCGCCUUCGAUGGGCAUCUGCACCACUGCGCCGCCAUUGUCCUGACACCGCAGUUCCUGCUGAGCGCCGCCGGAUGCGAACGGCCCAGCCAUGCCGUUUUCGGGGUGGCAGACAUGCGGGACGUGGACGUCGACGAGGACUACCUGGUGGACAUUGUGCGCUUGGAACAGUUCCGGCGGGAUCUGGCUCUGAUGCGGCUGCAGGAGCCACUGCGUCUGGGGAGCGGGGCGUCUGCGAACGUCAGUGUGGCGCCCAUCUGCAACCAGUUCGAGCUGACGCGUCUCCAGGUCAGCGGGCGCCUGGUGGCCGUCGGAUGGGGCAAGGGCGAGGACACCGAUUGCCCUCUGUACGAGAUGCCCAUGCGCCUGCGUCCCACCCGGGCAUGCGGCGACCUGCCCAAUUACGGCAGCGUUCAGGAGCUGCCCAGCUCGCACCUGUGCGUCGAGCCCCAGCAGCCGGAGACGGACCUGCAGCCCUUCUCCAAUGCCAGCUCCUGCGCCGCCUGCCCCGGCACCGUGGGCAGCGUGCUGCACCUGGUGCGGCCCAACGCCAGCCGCUGUGUCCUGGGCAUCGCCACGCCCACGGGCGUCGAUUGCGAUGUCCGCGUCAUGUACUUCACGAACCUCCUCAGUCCCCAAUUCACGCUCUUCGUGGAGCAGCAGCAGCAGCAGCCACAGCAGGGGUAGUAGUCGUAGUCGUAGUCGUAGUCAUAGUCUCCAAGUCGUAGUUAGUUAACCUUAGUUAGUAUAAACUGUUUAAUCUGUUUAAGCCCGUGUGUUAGAAGAGAGAGGAGAGCGCAGCGCGUCCAGUGUGACCCCAGCAACGGUGGAGCACCAGUGCCAGUGUGAGGAGAGCCCCCAAGUGGGACGUGGGAAUGAAAGAACUUAAUGCACCAGUGAUCAAUAUGCAUAAAUACCCGUACUCCGUACACUCCGGAAAUACUCCCAGAAAGAGACCAAACUCCAAUUAAAUUGAACUAUUUUUGAGAGUGUGCAAACACCGUUCCACAGUGCGCCCUCUCAUUCAGAUCAGUGUGCACACACCAUCCCAAUGGGAGCUCAUCGGAAAUACCUCGCCGUAUGGUACAGUGCUUCCCCUGCGUAAUCUCUGGGCACAUGUUGUGUGCUGUGUGCUG